This is a messenger RNA of Trichechus manatus latirostris (Florida manatee), 4388 nucleotides long. It is a transcript of the gene LETMD1, whose product is annotated as LETM1 domain containing 1. Lineage: Eukaryota; Metazoa; Chordata; Mammalia; Sirenia; Trichechidae. Gene Ontology annotation, cellular component: mitochondrial inner membrane. The coding region runs from base 19 to 1101 and encodes 360 amino acids. The transcript is spliced from 9 exons. Gene Ontology annotation, molecular function: ribosome binding. The record is from RefSeq and is a predicted model, not a curated record.
CCCUCCCUCGCUGUUAAGAUGGCGCUCUCCAGAGUGUAUUUGCUUCGGGUCGCUCUGUGGGGCUCAGCGAUCACCUCUGGUCCUUUUGUCUCUCGGAGGCUGCAGCUUGGUUGCUCUGGCCUAGUCUUGGGGGCCCCUCGGUCUUCAAAGCUUCAUCUCUCUCCAAAGGCAGAUGUGAAGAGCAUGAUCUCUUAUGUGGUGACCAAGACGAAAGUGAUUAAUGAGAAAUACCAUCGUUUCUUGGAUCGUAAUUUCCCCCGCUUCUAUGUCUUGUACACAAUCUUCACGAAAGGAUUGCGGAUGUUAUGGGCUGAUGCCAAGAAGGCUAGAAGAAUAAAGGCAAAUAUGUUGAAGCACAAUAUAAAGUUUCAUCAACUUUCAUACCGGGAGAUGGAGCAUUUGAGACAGUUCCGCCGAGACGUCAUCAAGUGUCUUUUCCUAGGUAUCAUUUCCAUUCCACCCUUUGCCAACUACCUGGUCUUCUUGCUAAUGUACCUGUUUCCUAGGCAACUACUGAUCCGGCACUUCUGGACCCCAAAGCAACAAGCUGAUUUCUUAGAUAUCUAUCAUGCUGUCCGGAAGCAGUCCCAUCCAGAAAUCCUUACUUGUUUAGAAAGGACUAUCCCUGUCAUUUCUGAUGCAGGACUCCGGUGGCAUCUGACAGAACUGUGCAGCAAGGCACAGCGUGGUACUCAGCCAGCAGUAAAUGAUAUCCUAGUUCUGAGAGAGUGUUUCUCUGACCAUCCUCUGGGCAUGAACCAUCUCCAGGCUUUGCAACUGAAAGUCUUGAGCCAGGCCAUGCUUCUCACACCUCACCUGCCUCCUUUCUUGUUGAGAAGCCGUUUGAAGAAUCAUACCACUGUGAUUCAUCAACUGGACAAAGCUUUGGCAAAGCUGGGGAUUGGUGAGCUGACUUCUCAAGAAGUGAAAUCGGCUUGUUAUCUCCGUGGCCUGAAUUCUACCCAUAUUGCUGAAGACAGAUGUCGAACUUGGCUGGGAGAAUGGCUGCAGAUUUCCUGCAGCCUAAAAGAAGCUGAGCUGUCCCUCUUGCUGCACAACGUGGUCCUGUUUUCCACCAACUACAUUGGAACAAGGCACUGAGUGAACCAUGGAGUGGAUGGCAUUGUCCCACAGUCAUGUAAUACAGCAGCGUGGGACCAAGCGGCACUUAUCAGCAGAGUCUGUGUGCAGUGUUAGCUGUGUGGGAGGCAGGGGAGCAGGUGCCACAGCCCUCAGUGUGGUACCCAUAUGAGAGCUACGGACAUUCCCCUUAGCUGGAGCUGAAACAAACCCUCUGACCAGGGGUGGCCCAUGUGAAGUGUCAUCCCAACUUCCUCACAAUUGGCCAGAGUUGGCAACAGCUCGUGUACUGGGCUUUUAGUGUGAUGUGUAAAGUUCAGGUCCUAGGAAGUGAGUUGCCCCAGGUGGGAAUUCUUAUUUGACCUGGGACCCAUCUACUGCCAUAUUCUUUACAGCCGUGUUUUUUUUGUGGGCGGAGGGGUGGGCAGGGUUAGGAAAGGGUAAAGAUAAUUUCUGGCUGGUAGGAGCAGCACUACUUCAGCUGGUGCACUUACAUGUAUGCAUGUAGUUUGAUACUCUCCUCAUGAUAUGACCAAAAGUAGGGACUUUAUUUUGUCCUCACUGGCAUGGGCUAACCAUUCCGUUUCCUUUUCAAAUCCUUUGACCUUUAAAGUUGACGUUAACUUAAAAAACAAACAAAAAACAACUUCUGGGAACAUUUUAAUGGAAAAGAUAAAAGGAAGCACAAGUGCUACUUGACCCCUUCUCCAUUGUUUACAGCCUUUGCUCCCCUUGUCUUAAUUUCUGGGCUGUAGCACAGCCCCUGUGAAUCUUAAACUCUUUGCUACCUCCACUGUGUUGCAGCAAUCCAACUGUAACUGGCAGUGGCUGCCUUCUUUGAGCCAUGGAUCCGUCCCGUAAGGUACUAUAUUACUGCCUGCCUGGGGAGCCCAGGAGAGGUCUGCAUCAAGAUAGUAAGUUAGGUUCAGCAUUUGUAUGUAUACAUCAGUGACUUGCAGUAACUUAUUGUAAAUGCAUGAAGCACUGUCUUUAAACCCAAGUAAAGACUGACUGAAACUAGUUACUGGAAAUUACUUAUGCACACUCUAAGUACUUUGCUAAGGCUCCUUUUACAAGACUGACAUAACCUAACUAAUGGGGAGACAACUGGUUGAAGUAGAACCUUCUGAUGGGACGGCAGUUAUGAAGAAACUGAUCUGAAGCUGGUCCUCUUGAUGGGCAUCUUAAGAUGUCCUAAUAGGAAUGGAGAAUUCCAUAUAUAAUAAUGAAGUUAAUGGAAUUAACUUCAGACAGGGCAAAGCUCCAACAGGGCAGGAGCGAGGCCUGCUUCAGCUGAAGAGCUCUUGAUGCUCCAAAAAGAGUAUUUUUCCAUCCUAAAAUGUUUUUAUUGUUAACAUUAAUCCCUAACUGGCCUAACUACUUUUAUAUGCAGAGCUAGAGAAGCAUCUUUUCUCUAACAAGUAAUUGAGCUGUGGCCUGCCAAGUAAAGAAUCACACACCAUCCUUUUGAAUAUUUCUUUAAUAUUACAUUUAAAUAUUCUCUUUAAAUACAGCAUUAUCACAAUGUAAAGGACCUAAAGGCAAAGAAAAAUUUUUUUUUCAGAGAACCAGACAAGCUUUGGAUUCACACUGAAAAUACUACCUGUAUACAGUAUGUGAGAAAAGAAACUGGAAAAUAAUAAGGGUUGCAAAGUCAUUUCUUUUAUCUAGGCCCAACGGAACAGAACUGAAGCUAUCUGCUUCUGUGAUCAGAGGGCUAGCCUCCUAGCAACCAUGAACUAUAAUUCUCCUAUCCAACUCAGAUAGCACCAGAAACGAGAUGGACUAGGUUUAGAAAAGGCCCUUUGCUUGACAAGAUAGUUACUGCUAAAUGUUAAUAUUUACCGUUCAAAAGCUUGGGAUCAGUGUGAGUCAGAACUGUAGUUAAUGAAGGGAUGGACUUACAUUAAGAAAGUUUUUCAGAAAAAUCAAGUAUCUUGCGGGUUGAGAAUUGGUUUAGUAAUUACAGAUUCAGACUCCUGGACUGAUCCCAAAGGCUAAUGUGUCUCUCACCGAGCAGCUAGAAUCUACUUUCCUAGAUUAGAAGGGAGCCUUCCUGAGGAGGGACUGUGUGUGGAGAGCUCGCACUCCCCUUCCAACACAAACUUUCAAAAAGAUUCUUUUCUCCCUAGAGCAAAGUGAAUUCGCAGUGAAGCUUCAGUCUUGUAUUGGAGGGUACCUGGCUAAGAUGGGGGGAGUGUAGCUCAGUUCAAGAUAGUAUCUAGAUCUCAGGUACUUAGACUGUCUUUCAAUUCUGUUUUGUGAGGCCUGGGGAUGGGGAGAGAUAAGGACCUAUAUACUUAAGAACUCCCCUCUAAACAAAAAAACAAAAACAGGAAUAGAGGGGCAGAAUGGGUUAAGAGAUGUUAUCUGUAUUAAGUACAAGGCCUUUCAGACUCAGAGUAUAGAGAUUUUAUAGGUGGAAUGCUGCAACAUACAUGAAGGUUGUUUUAAGACACCAGGGCCUUAAUAUCCCACAAGAAAAGGCUUUAUGGGCAAGAUAAGUAGGAACAGUUAUUCCCACCAACCAAAAAAAAGAAAGUUUUUCACUUUUUUCCUUCCUGGUUAAUAAACCAUACCAGAAGUGAAGUACAGUAUGAAGGAUGAUAAUACUGUUUUGCUCCCUACUGCCCCCAUUUUAAAACAGAGGCAAAGAUAACUUUGCUAAUAAAAAAGAAUUAAGCAGUAUUUGAUGGAACAGAUCCUAGAAUAUAAACUGGACGUAAGAGGAACAGAAACCAUACACGCCCCCAACAGAGAUAAGAACUGAAUUCAAGUCCCAUUUUAUAGACUUCAAAGAUUAUUUUCAGAACUUAUGUCCUCUGGAACUAGGGGGUUGUAUGUGGCAUUUAGGAAUUGGUUUGGCCUCCAAUUUUUAUUCUGUCAUCAAGGCAGAGGGGUCCACUAAACAGCUGUAGUUCUUGGGGGUGAGCUGGAAUAGUGUGAGAAUUCUCUAACCUUGUACAUCCAAGAAGGACCAGGAGGGUAGGUACAGAAAAAAAGAACAAAAACUAGUUGUUGACUUUGAUUUGCCAUAUCCUACAGUCCAUUAAAGCUCAGAUCUCUCAAAAAGGGAAAAAAAACCUGGCUGAAAAAGCAAGCAUGGCACAAAUAAAGCCGUCUUCUUUCCAGACAGCAGCCUGUUCCUGCUGCCUCCUUUGGAUAUAGUUAAUGCUCCAUAUAAUCCUCCCAUGGGAUGUGUGAGCCCCAACCUAAAGCUGCCUCACAGAGCUAGUGUUAGACAUAGAGAAGAGUCAAGCUCUUUACACAUCUGCAUCCAAUCUAGCUCCUUUUCGCCAAAAAAAAAA